UGACAUCACUCGGUCCUUGAAUGCGUUCCCGCAUUUACCGGAUUGCGCCGGUUACUUCUCGAGAGGUUGCCCUCUCGAGAAAGGUAGAACGGACACGUCACGCGGGACCUAUUCGACGUGAGUCUCCGUUCGUACGACGUUCUCCUGCACCUGGACGAGAUGUGCGUGUCGAUGACGGCGCUCGGUCGACGAGGAUUCAUCCCGCGGCCUCAGGACAUGGUGGCCCGAUUCAACAUCGGGCGACCUGAACGUUGCUACAGCCGCGAUGAGUCGUCGAUGAAUUAUGCCACGCUGUCAGGACGAUGUCCCGUGUCGUUGUGCGCCGCCGAUGUCUCACGGGUCCUGGGCCGCUUCCAUGGGAACUCCACGAGGACAUUCUCCUCCGCGAAGACCCCGAUCUCCUCUGACGCUGUUAUCGACGCUCUGACGAAGCAGCAAGCGAAGGAACUGGUGUCGAAACUCACUUCGGAGGAGCGGAGCAUGUUUCUGACGGCACUGAAUGAAUCCAAAUCAGCAGAGGACAAAGCUGGCUAUGAAGGUCAACUGGCAGCUAUUCGAUGGAGGAGCAAAUUGGGUAGGCCUAGCAAAAUUCCAUCUCUAGGCGAGGUGGAUCCUACAGGAACCUUCUGCCCUAUGCCAGACGAUUGGUUAAAUCGCAAAUAUGUGCCACAGUUAGUUGAACACGUUCCAGAACCAACCACAAAAGACCUGGUGCUAGUCGCGAUCGCGAAUGCAAUUCCGUUCGUCGGGUUUGGUUUUCUUGACAACUUCAUCAUGAUCGUUGCUGGCGAUCAAAUCGAGUUGAUGCUGAAUCGAAGAUUUCCCAUCUCCACUAUGGCAGCAGCAGCCCUGGGUAACACAGUGUCCGAUGUCAUUGGAAUCGGCUCGGUGCAUUAUGUCGAGAUGUUCGCUCAGAAAAUUGGGUUUGAAGCGCCCAAGUUAACGCUAGUACAAUUGAAUUUACCUAGGACACGGAUUGCAGCAAAUGUGGGUCGGGUCAUCGGUGUUACGAUUGGAUGCCUUAUUGGUAUGACACCUAUACCAAUAUCUGCGCUUUUCCGCAAUGACAGUUGAAUAUCCAAAAAACGAUGGAAACACAAAUUAAUAUAGGACAGGUCCUAAAUGUCUCACGAUAAACGUUUUGUUUUAUAAAUGCCUAAUGAACUUUUAUAAUUUUAAUGUUUAAUUGUCGCAAAUAACAGGAUUUCCGUCUCAAGUAUUACAAAGUAUCUAAUAUAUAAAUGUAUAAAAUGUAUAGUAUAGAACAAAGUUUAUGUGUAACACAAAACAGUAGGUUUUCUAACUUACUGUUUCACGAGCUUUUAAUCCAGUGCAAAGUCUAUUAAUUUUAUUAAAUAAAAGCAGUUAAAAGAAAAGCUUGUAUGUUGUGUGAUAUUAGAGAUUAAACCAGAAUAAAAAAA
Monomorium pharaonis (pharaoh ant) is the source of this 1421-nucleotide messenger RNA. RefSeq lists its product as uncharacterized. Bases 160 to 1074 code for a protein of 304 amino acids. Lineage: Eukaryota; Metazoa; Arthropoda; Insecta; Hymenoptera; Formicidae. Gene Ontology annotation, cellular component: mitochondrion. The transcript is spliced from 7 exons. The record is from RefSeq and is a predicted model, not a curated record.